Messenger RNA from Sphenostylis stenocarpa, 3000 nucleotides. Lineage: Eukaryota; Viridiplantae; Streptophyta; Magnoliopsida; Fabales; Fabaceae. The record is from the annotation of a GenBank genome assembly.
AUGAACAACCCACCCGCUACCAUCCCAAUAGCAGGGGUGGAAGACGCUUCUGAGUUGACUCAAAAUCAGGAUAGAAUCAAUCAGCGCAUAGUGUUGGUGUUCAAUAGCCCCAUCACCGCAAACACUAACAACGAUGGCAUAAGAUCAAAGAUGGUGAACAGCGUACUGACCAAGAGCGAAGGGGAUAACAUUAAUAAUCUGGUUUGGAAUGGGAAGAAGGAAUAUGCGGAGGAUAGUAAUGGUGAUGUGGCUGGAGGAACAAGAACAAAAUCAAACGGAUUGACGACAUGGACGAGAGAUGGAACAACGCAUCAGCCUGCAAAACGUGGUCAAGCAAUGAACAAGCGGGUAUUCACUUUUGGCAAAGGUAGGGGAGAAGGAAACAAGGCCAUGAAGUCCUUGUUGGGAGGAAAGGGAGCCAACCUCGCAGAAAUGGCAACCAUUGGCUUAUCUGUGCCUUCUGGACUCACUAUAUCAACAGAAGUAUGCCAAGAAUAUCAACAGAAUGGAAAGAAGCUACCAGAUGACUUGUGGGAGGAAGUACUUGAAGGCUUGCACUUUGUGGAAAGUGAGAUGGGAGCCACUCUUGGAAAUCCUUCAAGACCUCUUUUACUCUCAGUUCGCUCUGGUGCUGCGAUUUCCAUGCCUGGGAUGAUGGACACUGUUCUCAACCUAGGAUUGAAUGAUGAAGUGGUUAUUGGGUUGGCAGCAAAAAGUGGAGAGCGGUUUGCUUAUGAUUCUUAUAGACGUUUCAUAGACAUGUUUGGAGAUGUUGUAAUGGACAUUUCUCACUCUCUAUUUGAGGACAAGUUAGAAAAACUAAAAAGUGCAAGAGGUGUUAAACUUGACACAGAUCUAACAGCCUAUGAUCUCAAAGAGCUAGUUGAGCAGUACAAGAAUGUGUACCUUGAAGCCAUGGGAGAAAAGUUUCCCUCAGAUCCAAAGAAGCAGUUAGAUUUAGCUGUUAAAGCUGUUUUUAAUUCUUGGGAUAGCCCAAGGGCAAUUAAAUAUCGGAACAUUAAUCAAAUAACUGGACUAAAGGGAACUGCUGUAAACAUUCAAUCCAUGGUGUUUGGUAACAUGGGGAACACUUCAGGAACUGGCGUCCUUUUCACUAGAAAUCCAAGCACUGGUGAAAACAAACUUUAUGGCGAAUUUCUAAUUAAUGCUCAGGGAGAGGAUGUAGUUGCUGGAAUCAGGACACCUCAAGACUUAGAGGUCAUGAAAUCUUGCAUGCCAGAAGCUUGUAAGGAACUUGAGGAGAAUUGUGAAAUUCUAGAGAAACAUUACAAGGAUAUGAUGGAUAUUGAGUUCACUGUCCAAGAAAAUAAGUUAUGGAUGUUGCAAUGUCGAGUCGGGAAACGUACUGGUAAAGGUGCAGUCAAAAUAGCUGUGGAUAUGGUUAAUGAGGGGCUUGUUGACAUUCGUUCUGCAAUAAAGAUGGUAGAGCCACGACAUCUUGAUCAACUUCUGCACCCACAGUUUGAGGAUCCAUCUACUUACAAGGACAAAGUGAUUACCGUUGGUUUGGCAGCAUCCCCUGGAGCAGCAGUAGGGCAGGUGGUGUUCACGACUGAUGACGCUGAAGAAUGGCAUGCACAAGGAAAGAGUGUUAUCUUGGUGAGGAAUGAGACAAGUCCAGAGGAUGUUGGGGGUAUGCAUGCAGCUACAGGAAUCUUGACGGCUAGGGGUGGUAUGACAUCUCAUGCUGCUGUUGUAGCCCGUGGAUGGGGAAAGUGUUGUGUGUCUGGUUGCUCUGAUAUACUUGUAAAUGAUGCUGAGAAGGUGUUUGUAGUUGGGGACAAAGUGAUAGCAGAAGGAGAAUGGCUCUCACUGAAUGGAUCCACCGGCGAGGUGAUAGUGGGAAAGCAACCACUUUCUCCUCCUGCUCUAAGCGAUGAUUUAGGAACUUUCAUGUCUUGGGCAGAUGAAAUAAGGCAUCUGAAGGUUAUGGCAAAUGCUGAUUCUCCUGAAGAUGCAAUAACAGCUAGACAAAAUGGUGCUCAAGGGAUUGGGCUUUGUAGGACAGAGCAUAUGUUUUUCGCUUCAGACAAGAGGAUAAAGGCUGUGAGAAUGAUGAUAAUGGCAGUUACAGCGGAGCAGCGAAAAGCUGCACUGGACUUGUUGCUACCUUACCAAAAAUCAGAUUUCGAGGGGAUAUUUCGUGCAAUGGAUGGUCUGCCAGUAACAAUCCGAUUGUUAGAUCCUCCACUUCAUGAAUUUCUUCCAGAAGGUGACCUGGAACACUUCGUCAGUGAACUAACUACUGAGACAGGAAUGAAAGAAGAAGAAAUCUUUUCCAGGAUAGAAAAACUAUCAGAAGUGAACCCCAUGCUUGGUUUUCGUGGCUGCAGGCUGGGAAUAUCAUACCCAGAACUGACGGAGAUGCAGGCCCGUGCAAUCUUUCAGGCUGCUGUUUCAGUGAAAAAUCAUGGUAUUACAGUUCUUCCAGAAAUAAUGGUUCCACUUAUCGGUACACCUCAGGCAUGGCCCUUUUCUUACUUAUUUCUUACGAUAUUGGAAUUAAGGCAUCAAGUGAGUUUAAUAAGGAAUGUUGCUAAUAAUGUGUUUUCUGAAACAAAUUCUUCCUUAAGCUAUAAGAUUGGGACUAUGAUUGAAGUUCCAAGGGCUGCGCUAGUUGCAGAAGAGAUUGCAAAGGAAGCAGAGUUCUUUUCAUACGGAACCAAUGACCUUACUCAAAUGACAUUUGGAUACAGUAGAGAUGAUGUUGGAAAAUUUCUUCCCAUUUACCUAUCCACUGGGAUUCUGCAGCAUGAUCCAUUCGAGGUACUUGACCAGAAAGGUGUGGGUCAACUCAUCAAGAUUUGCACAGAAAAGGCUCGUGCCGCUAAUCCAAACCUAAAGGUUGGAAUAUGUGGAGAGCAUGGUGGGGAGCCUUCUUCUGUUGCAUUCUUUGCUGAAAUUGGACUUGACUAUGUUUCAUGUUCUCCUUUUAGGGUUCCAAUUGCUAGGCUUGCGGCAGCUCAAGUUGCAGCUUAA